This is a messenger RNA of Physcomitrium patens, 2629 nucleotides long. RefSeq lists its product as uncharacterized. The record is from RefSeq and is a predicted model, not a curated record. NCBI's taxonomy places the organism in Eukaryota, Viridiplantae, Streptophyta, Bryopsida, Funariales, Funariaceae.
CUAACGCUCGAUUUCAUGAGAGUCGGCCGCGCUCUUGGAAGUUUAUGACUCUUGGUCUAUAGGGGUCAUCAGCGACCUUCAGUUAAGUAAUAAACUGCUGGUCUUCCUAUUUUCGCAUGCUAAUAUGUUGAGGGUGUUCGGCUGGACUAUUGCGCGGCGCCAGAAUGUGUUCGUCCAUUACUCUUGCCUACUCCGAAAUAUUUAUGCGAUCAACUUGGUUGUUGGGUAGUCGCAAGUUAGCUCUUUGGAUGACCAUGCUCCCUGUCAGCAUCUAAGCAUUACAUCAUAUUAUGCGCAUGAUCCCUGGCGAAUCUACCUGGUUUAGAUCUCGACAGGCGCAGGCUUGUCAUACCUCACCAUGGUGUGGUUCAUGUUGAGUCCAUCACUACAAGAAUCCCUGGCAUUUCACUCAAUACCAGCUAUUUGUGCAGGCAUAGAAGCUGUCUUCCAGAACGAAUGCCGUACAAUCCCCCUGCGCGAAGAUUUUGCACGAGGAUUCCUUUGUAGCGUGGUUGCUGGAUUUCUCUCAUCUUGCAUCGAUAUACGAUAACGGCAAAAUCAGAAUCGCCGUGGUUUCACAUCGUUUUGGGGCCUCUUCAUGUCUUGGAUAUUGAGUUAUUUUUCCGCGAUGGUUCUUAUGGAUCCUAGGUAUUAAGUUAGUAUCUGUGAGAACAGAACGAGGAGAUAAUAUUAUAUAGCCAUGGGAAGGAAAACAAGAUGCACUUAUUACGAUUUCUCAGACUUUCCGCACAGGCACGCUCAAAUUCGAGGUCCCUGGAAUCAACCACCGCUAAAACAAUUUCAGACUCCUGCGGAUUUCUAUCAUGGACAACAGGGGUCGGACGUUACGAUGUUCUGUCACCUUCCGCCGCCAUCGCAUGCCCAAGAUCCCAAGAUUAUGAGUCUUCCUGACCCUUACUUCGGCAAGGAGGGAAACGAUGUGACGGAAUGGAUAAGGUACAUGGAUGUUGCCAGACCCGCCAGCCGAGAUCACUACUUUGGAAAGCCAAGCUCGGAUGUAACACAAUGGUUGAACGUUGCUGUUCCUGCUGGACCGAGUGAUGAACCGGGUGAGUUCUGGGGGCGCACCAAGUCUUAUGUCACAGAUCCUUCCUGCUCACCGAAUAUGACACCCCCUGGCAGACCCAUUGACGGAGUGGGCACCAUGGACGCGAUGACAUGGCCUGCAACAUCUAAGAUUGAUCAGGUUCCGCUUGGACAAUCCGUGAGUAAAUUCCAAUCCAUGCUAAAUGCACUGGCACGCUCCCAACGGAAGCCCUCCCAAAUAAAACCUAGGCCGAAUGCUACGGGUGGUGCAAGAAAGAGAAAUUCGCCUGGUUAUCCUGUUGGCAAAUCAGGUAAGGAAUUCCCCCCUCCAGGAUGGUCAGUGGUGGCUCCCAACUUCGAUCCCACAUACUGGGGCAAGUGCAAGUCUUAUAUCACAGACUACGCUGUCUCGCCUACGCUCACUCCACCUGGAAGACCUCUUCUUGGAGACCAAGCGAGAGAGGCGAUGACCUACUUGCCUGUGACAGAGAAACCAGAGAAGAUUCCACUCGGAAGAUCCGUGAAGCGAAUAGGGUCUCCUCGGCCGCAUUCUCCCACAAUUCAGUCCCCACAUUUGAACGACGAUCUCGGAAGUCCGACAAGGAAGCUCAGAGCCAGACUCCAUUUGACCCCACAUCCAAGUCCUCCUCCUGGUUCUCAAUCGCCUCGCCGAUCUCUGUCGGUUCCACAAAUCUCUGUCGGUUCCACAAGUCCCCUUCCUGGUUCUCAAUCGGCACCGCUGCAGUCAGCAAGCUUUCCAGGAGCCAAGUCAGUGCAAGCAUCACCAUCUCCAGUGGCCUCAAGUUCUGGUGGGUCAGCUAAGAAAGGAAGUGAAGGAAAUCUGAGAGACCAGCAAAAAACUGAUAGAGGACUUGUGAGCUCCUGCUGUGUUAAAAAGAAGCCUCGUGGAUCACCCAAACGACCAACUAUACCAUUAAUCAAGUGCAUGCAAAAUAGAUCUUCACUCGCCAAAACGAAGUUGGAUGAUAAUGCACUUGUCCGUACCGUUGCUAAAUCAUAUGAAGACCCACAUCAUGAUGUUCCUUGGUUUGGGAAAUUAAAGAAUUUUGUAACUGAUCCAGCUAUUUCUCCUAAUCUUACGCCACGAGGACAAAUAUCUCGUAGAAGUGCUGCAGAAAGAGCAGCAAGUUAUGCUAAACAGAUCAAAGUCCCUCUUAUUCAACCUUAUUUACAACCACCUAAACUUCAGGAACGUGGUAGCUGAUUCGAAAUAGUAUUCUUGUUUUCAUUCUAACAUUGGACCACCCACAUUUUGGAAAUAAUCUUUCAAUUUUGAAAAUGUGAACAUUUACACAAUAUUUGAACACAGUUUUACGAUAAGGUAAUCAAAUGAAAAGAUGGUUUCAUAAAAAAUUCACAAAUAUAGAUUAGCUCUUGUUUUCCACGAAAAACUCUAAAAUGUUGAGUGAAGAUGAGUCUUGUCCUAAGUUCUAGCUUUUGAGCUCACAUUCUGGUUAUAUUUUAAAAAACGGUCAGUUUCAUGUAAUUGUAUGAACGUCAUAUAAUUCAUUCUAACCCUAAUGAUGCCUGUCACGCUAAUUGACGUACUUUUUAGGCUUCA